Molecule: messenger RNA, 1287 nt
Organism: Camellia sinensis
Lineage: Eukaryota; Viridiplantae; Streptophyta; Magnoliopsida; Ericales; Theaceae
Product: rust resistance kinase Lr10
Biological process (GO): protein phosphorylation
Molecular function (GO): ATP binding; protein kinase activity
Source: RefSeq, a predicted model, not a curated record
UUCAAUAUGGCCUUCUUCAUCCAACCUAAAGCAGGUUCUAACUUCCAAUUUUUUCAUACAGUACUAGGCCUCGCAGGAAGAGCUUUAUUUGGGAUGCUAUUUACGUUUGUGUUUUUAAUCUAUAAGUUUAGGAGAAGGCAUUUGUCUAUGUUCGACGACAUUGAGGAUUUUCUUCGAAGACAGAAUAAUCUCAUGCCUAUUAUGUACUCUUACUUGGACAUUAAAAAGAUGACUAAAGGUUUCACGUAUAAAUUGGGUGAAGGAGGCUAUGGUUGUGUGUAUAAAGGAAUGCUUCGAAGUGGCCAUCCUGUAGCAAUAAAGAUAUUGGAUAAAUUCAAAGCUAAUGGGCAAGACUUUAUCAAUGAAGUUGCCACUAUCGGAAGGAUUCAUCACAUUAAUGUGGUCAGGCUAAUUGGUUUUUGUGCAGAGAGAUCUAAGCGCGCUCUAGUAUAUGAGUUUAUGCCUAAUGGGUCUCUUGAAAAAUAUAUUUUUUCUCAAGAAGGAAAUGUCCACAUAAGUUGCACGCAAAUGUACAACAUUUCUCUUGGAGUGGCUCGUGGGAUUGAAUAUUUGCAUCGAGGUUGUGACAUCCAAAUCUUACAUUUUGACAUCAAGCCUCAUAACAUUCUUCUUGACGAGAAUUUCACUCCAAAACUUUCUGAUUUUGGGCUCGCAAAAUUGUAUCCAAGAAAUGUUAGCAUUGCGUCACUGACUGCAGCAAGAGGAACAAUGGGCUACAUGGCUCCGGAGUUAUUCUAUAAGAACAUUGGAGGCAUUUCAUAUAAAGCUGAUGUUUAUAGUUUUGGAAUGUUACUGAUGGAAAUGGCAGGCAGAAGGAGAAAUUUGAAUGUCUUUGCAGAUCAUACAAGCCAAAUUUACUUUCCUUCGUGGGUCUAUGACCAAUCUGGAGAAGGGAGGGACAUAGAAAUGGGUGAGACCACCGAGGAGGAAAGAAUGAUGGUAAAGAAAAUGAUAAUAGUUGCUUUAUGGUGCAUACAAAUGAAUCCCGGUGACCGUCCUUCAAUGAACAAAGUUGUAGAGAUGCUCGAAGGGAAUGUUGAACUCUUGCAGAUGCCUCCCAAGCCUUCUUUGUGUCCACAAGAGAUGCCAGUUGAAGAUCAUGAAAUGGACAUGGAUCUUGCAGAGUUGCCUAUGCUAUCCUCCAUGUGAUUGCAUAAAUUCCAUCACUGUGGAUGUGUUGCACCUCAAGUUGUUUCAUAUAAAAAAUUAUGUGUUAGCAGGGAAUUCUAACAUCUCCCUCGUAUAAUUGAGGCAGUCUUAUUCAAA